AUGUCCCUUCUUGUGUCCCUCCAGAGAGUCCCCCCUAGUUUCCCUCCAGAAUAUGCAAAAUCCUCCAGCUUUUGUAAUUCUACUACAACUGCUAACAUUGCGCAACAGAACGGCUAUGUCAUCUGCUCCUGUAAGCCUGGUUUCAUUGGUAACGGGCAGGACUGUACGAGGAUGGCGUUUUGUGAUACAUUCCAGUGCUGUCCUCCCGGGUAUAACUGGGAUGUUAACAGGAAGUCAUGUGUGGACAUCAAUGAAUGUUCCUCCUCAACCCUGCACAAAUGCUCCCCAACAGAAACCUGCAUCAACCGCAAUGGCAUUUACCUCUGUGUGGCCAGCCCCACGGCCCUCUGUAAUGGUGCUACGUGUUCCAAGGACCAGGACUGCAUAAAAACCAAAAACGGUUAUCAAUGUGUUGAUCCCUGUGACUGGUAUGAUAUACUGAAUGGAGAUAGCCGAUUGUUCUCCAUUGAUUCCUCCGGUAGAUUCAGCACUGACAGAUACAAUUUUGGCUGGUUCCGGUAUACUGGAAGAAGUACCAACAGCUUGAAAGUGGGACCCGUGUCACCUCUACAAUGUGGGUCGCUGGAACCGUAUUCUAUUGACGGAACUCAUCCAAACAUUGGGGAUGGGAUACAGAGGAUGACCUUACUCAGCAAUACCCUGUCUGGGACCAUAAAAGCCGGUACAGUUCCAGUAAAGGCCUGCCCCAGAGGAUACUACGUCUACAAGUUCUCAGGAAUGCUCAAGUUUGACGUCUACUGCACAGGUGAGGCCUCAGUCCACCUGUUGCUGCUCUGA
This is a messenger RNA of Hyla sarda, 798 nucleotides long. Its product is annotated as uromodulin-like. The record is from RefSeq and is a predicted model, not a curated record. The transcript is spliced from 2 exons. The coding region runs from base 1 to 798 and encodes 265 amino acids. Gene Ontology annotation, molecular function: calcium ion binding. Lineage: Eukaryota; Metazoa; Chordata; Amphibia; Anura; Hylidae.